GUCAAGCGGGCAGUCAACCCGCAUCUGUCAGCGGUUCUAUUAUUUUGCCUGAAUGACGACAGUCUAUUUUUGAAAAUAAACUAAAUAUAAUGCGAUUUGCAUAAUAAAGCCAUUGAGGUCUGAAUCAAAAAACCGGAUCGCGGGUGCGAUAAAAUGGCUUCGGCAUACGUCCUCUCCUUCAUGUUUAUACUGACGCAGUAUUUGCUGCUGAACUGUGCGUCGGCGGCCGUGCAUAACCACCAGGUGGAUACUCAGGAACGGGAGAACGAUGGCAGCUUCCGAGCGAGAGACUUCGAGCACUACGGAGACUCCGGGCACAAUUCCGAGUUCGACCACGAGGCCAUCUUAGGGAGCGUGAAGGAGGCUGAGGAGUUCGACCAGUUGAGUCCUGAGGAGGCGAAGCGCCGGCUCGGCGAUCUGCUGCUAAAGAUGGAUCUCAAUGGAGACAAGAUGAUUGACCGGCUUGAGCUCAAGCAGUGGAUCUUAAAUUCUUUUCGCAAGUUAUCCCGAGAAGAGGCAGAAGAGAGGAUGAAGGAAGCAGAUGAUAACCGUGACGGAGUAGUGUCUUGGAGUGAAUACUUGUCGGAUGCUUUUGGAGUGGACUCUGAGGAGGAGAUCCUGCCGGAAGACACGGGGGACACUGGCAUGCUAGUGCAAGAGGAGAAGCAGAUGUGGGCGGCGGCGGACGCCAACGGCGACAACACACUGGACAUCGACGAGUUUGAGGUGUUCACGAACCCGGAGGAACACGAGAAGAUGCAUGCGUUCCUUCUCGCGCAGACGAUGAGGGAAAAGGACGGCAAUAAGGACGGCAGCAUAAGCUUCGAGGAGUUCAUUGGUGACCGGGGUGGUCACGACAAGGCGUGGAUGUUGGCGGAGCGCGACAAGUUCGACCACGAGGUCGACGCGGACCGCGACGGGAAACUCAACGCGGACGAGAUUCGCCGCUGGAUCAUACCCGACAACGAAGAAAUCGCACUAGAAGAGGUGGAACACCUCAUGGCUUCAGCCGAUGACAACUCGGACGGACGCCUCACCUUCACAGAGGUGCUCGACCAUUACCAGCAGUUCGUGGGGUCAGAGGCUACGGACUACGGGGACCAUCUCAUGGGAGACCAUUUCGACGAUGAGCUCUAAGCGAGGUAUAUGUACCCAC
Molecule: messenger RNA, 1156 nt
Organism: Cydia amplana
Lineage: Eukaryota; Metazoa; Arthropoda; Insecta; Lepidoptera; Tortricidae
Product: reticulocalbin-2
Exons: 7
Coding region: 154-1137 (327 amino acids)
Cellular component (GO): endoplasmic reticulum
Molecular function (GO): calcium ion binding
Source: RefSeq, a predicted model, not a curated record